UUUUAUUUUGAAAAUAAUUAACCGGAAGAGGUGUUGCCGCAGAUUGCUGCUGUCAACAGCACUGAUCAAGUCUACGGCGACUACAGACGCCACACAACCCAUCGGGUGAUUAUAAAGCAACUAUACAAUUACGGACUCUGACUGCUACUCUGUGGAAGUUUCAGCUUUGUGUGUUUGCGUUUGUGUGUAUGUGUAUCAGUGGGUGCGUAUAGCGCCAUUGUGCAGUGUGUGUGUGAUGUCGUCAGAGCUGCUGGUAGACUUGGGUGAUGACCCUGCGACUGCACAGUUAGGGCAGCUGAAGCUGGCCACGAUAGAGGACCAGCAGUGGCCCGCUGAUGAGUCUACUCUCAGCAAAUCAGAGACAGACAUCUCCCAGCGCUUCGAUGCUGACUCUCCCCACCUGCCCUGGGACCAUCCCUUCUAUGACAUUGCCAGGCAUCAGAUCAUUGAAGUAGCAGGUGAUGAUAACUUUGGCAGGAAGGUGAUAGUGUUUAAUGCCUGCAGGAUGCCUCCACAGCACCAACUGGACCAUCACAAGCUGCUGAUGUAUCUUAAAGGAACACUGGAUCAGUAUGUUGAAAGUGACUACACUCUGAUCUACUUCCAUCAUGGGCUGACCAGUGAAAACAAACCAUCUCUCAGCUGGCUACGUGACGCAUACAGGGAGUUUGACAGAAAGUAUAAGAAGAACAUCAAGGCUCUGUAUAUCGUCCAUCCCACCAUGUUUAUCAAGACCCUGCUGAUCCUCUUCAAACCAAUCAUCAGUUUUAAGUUUGGCAGGAAGAUCAACUAUGUGAGCUAUCUGAGUGAGCUGGAGGAUGUGGUAAAGUGUGAUCAGCUGAUCAUUCCUGCCCGUGUCAAAGAGUACGACAACAAGUUGAGGGCAUCUCUGAAACCGACUGCUCAGCCUCCCAUGUCUCCUCCUCGCAGCCCUCCCCUCCCCAACCAAGUCUUUGGGGUGCCACUUGCAUUGCUCAGACAGAGGAGUCCAGAUGGGGACUGUGUUCCUGUGGUGAUGAGAGACACCAUUGGUUUCCUUUCAGACCAAGGCUUGGAAAUCGAGGGGAUCUUUAGACGGUCUGCCAAUGUGACUCUGGUGAAGGAAGUCCAGCUCAGAUACAAUUCAGGCACGACAGUGAAUUUUAGAGAGAUGGAAGAUGUCCACUUGGCUGCCGUGAUUCUGAAGACGUUCUUGAGGGAACUACCUGAGCCUCUGCUGACCUACCAGCUCUACAAUGAAAUUGUCAACUUCACCUCUGUGUCCAGUGAAAGUCAGGUGACCGUUAUGAAGACUUUGGUAGAGUCGCUGCCAGAGGAGAACUAUGCAUCACUGCGAUACCUCAUCACAUUCUUGGCUCAGGUAUCAGCCAACAGUGAAGUGAAUAAGAUGACCAACAGUAACCUGGCUGUGGUGUUUGGUCCUAACCUGCUCUGGGGGCGGGACAACGCCAUGUCACUCAGCGCCAUUGGGCCAAUCAACAACUUUGCCAGAACCCUGUUGGACCAGCAGCAUCUGGUCUUUACCUAAAUCCCACCCCUUCACCCAGAAACACCACUAAGCCCCCUCCCUUUACCCACAGCACUUAGUCUUUAGCUGAUCCGUGCUCCUGACAGUCAGGAGCUUCAUCAGGGUACUCCACCAGCUUCAUCUGCUUUUCCAUUAAAACACCAUAGAGUUUAAAAGAUCCUGUGGACCAAUUACAUUUCAUGUUGCCUCCCACCAGUCUUUACAUUCUGAUUGGCCUGUGUCUUGUUGUUAUGUCCUAACAACAAGACAGCCUAGACAGCUGCUGAGUUUCCAUUUCCAUGUGUAAAGUGGAAAUGGUACAUACAUCAUACAUACAGCCCCUCUAUAAACAACUUACAGCACAAAAGAGUAAGUACAACAAGUAUGUGACUUACCAUCCAUUCACCCUGGGUCCCUUUGGUAGGACUGUGGAGACCCAUUUAACCCCUGUAGUGGCAAAGUCAGUCCAGCAAGUCAUGUACUUCUUCGGCUUUGGUGCUGCCUUUUUUGCUCUAUAAAGCGCUCUAUUAUAACCAGGGAGUGUAUCAUUCAGGACAUAAAUGCACUCAAGUGAAAUAUUUAUUGAUUAAGUUAGUCCCAGUGUGAAUGCAGGGUUAGUCUCACACAACCACUGCAAUACAGGCAAACUGCAGUACAUUUCUGACUCUUCCUCCACCCCAUUACACCCAACCAAACCCAGCAAAAAGUCCUAACUGCAUGUGUUUAUACCUGAAAUAAGUGUGUCUCAGGCCCUGCCUGAACACAGUUUGGCUAUCAUCUUUUAUCUCUAUAGGGAGAUUAAUAGCAGUUGGACUUAGACGUCCACAGUUUUUCUCUGUAUAUCUGUAUUGUGCUGUUGUCAGUCUGUCUCUAUAUAGUGCCAAAAAACAAAGAAAAGAAACUGGCCUCCAGCUUUGACAGGAAGACACACAAAGAGAAGGGUGAUUAUGAAUAAUAAGUACAGAAAAGGAAGCAGUACAGUUACCAAAUGCCCCCCCUAGAAUUAUGAUCCCAAACGAAAAAGAGGCGAGAUGAAGAGAAUGGAGGUGUGAAUUUGCAUCUCAGUGAAAGUCUCAGGUUCAUUUCUAAACGGUUAACUUGGUACCAAAUGUUGACAAUCUAUGACAUGCUGUAAUUAAAGUAAGCAGUAGAAACGGAGCUGUGUGGUUCUACUAGCAGAUCAUUCAGUGUUAGAACCCAAACACAGCUGUGCAUGCGGAUGAAACGAGUGCUGGACCUGGACCUGGUUUAGGACUCACAGCUCUGUAAUACAUUGUGCUAUAUCCUGAUAGCUUAUGUAUGAUUCUUUAUAGCUUACUCCUUACUAUAUUUGACUUUAAUGUAUUAAUAAUACCUCAGGACUUCCAGACGUUUUCCCCUGUCACAACAUUAUAUUUGACUAAACUCUGUUGUCAUUUUAGUAAGUGUGAUUUUGGCAUUGUAGCUCAUCAGAAUAGAUGGAUUUUAAUGGUACGGGAUAAACAGCUGACACAACUCCAUACAUUUAAGUCUAAUAAUCAGUAAUACAAAAACAUUGUACUAUAUAUGCUCCUGCCACAAAUGUUUGCAUGUAAACUAUUAAUUAAUUGAUACGGUAUCUUUGAGAAUAGAUACAAUAUCACAAAACAAAAUAUUGCGAUACUCAAGUGUAUCGACCAAUAAUAGACAUGUCAUACUCACCGCUCAGUCAUAUGGUUUUAUCACUAAUGUAUUCCAGUCCUUCCCCUUUGCCUCCUUUUCUAUUAAUGAAACGUUUUUGCAAAAUCUUUACAGUAAAAGUUGUCCAGUGUUUCCAAUAUUGGUGGGCGUUAAAUACAAAACAGCAAAGUGGAAAGAUUGGACUUCAUUGGUGCAUGAAAGUAGUUUGGUGUUAGAGCAGUAAAGUGGUGAGUAUAUCAUGUCUGUAAGGUCAUUGUGUUUAGUGACAUUGGCAGGAUUUUAAUGUAAAAAUUUGACUCUCUAAUUGACUCUUCCAAAGUUCCUUUCGCUGUGUGCUACAAUUACAGUUAAGAAAGCUUGGUAGCCAGCGAAACCCUAUACUUAGAUAUGCUGUGGGCUAGGCUAAACAACCAAAUUAUUAAGAUGGUUAAGUCACAGUCACAACUUAAGUUAGCUAACAUAAGCAAAACAUUAGCUAACUAGCUAAUAAAUUAUAUGUAAAUUAACUAGCUAGUUAACUAGUGUUUUGCUGACAUUAGCUAGCUAACUUAAGAUGUGACUAUGUCUGUAUAUGUCACUUUUGUCUUUUAACCAUCUUCAAAAUGGGUUUUCUCAACAUAGAGAAACCUAGCACAUAGCAAAAACGGGCGGGACAUAGGAAGGGUCAAUUGGUGUACAUGACAAAAUGGAUUGCCUCAACAGUAGAUCUUUGGCCUGGUUAGUAUUCAUUGUACAUGUUACUGGCUGCUAGUCCUAUGGCUUUCUGGGUUUUGAAGUAAAGCAUUUUAUAAUCAUGACCCUAUAAGCUGCCACACAACCAAUGUUUCCCACUGCAGCAUUAGCACUUCGGGUUGUGGUCUGUUGUAGUCUUUGUGUUUGGUACUUACAAUUUGUUGCCAUUCAUUUACCUACGUGGCAUCACCUCGGUGUGAAUUCUGGAUCAGUCAGUUUGUGUCACAGUGCUAAUCCCUGCCCUGUAAAACACAUUCGACUUCUGGCAGUUUUAUAUUUAUUUUCUCCUGCCAGCACAAUAGAGCUGUGGUCCUAGUUGUAUAGCUCAGUUAAGUUGGCAUAUGGAUCAUGUGGGUAUAGCACGCUAACCCACUAACAAAAGUAAUUUUGGGUAAUUUCAGUAUGUAUACUGUCAUUAUUGAAAUAACAAUUCAAUAAUUUAUUAAUAUAUUCAGUACAAAUUCAUUUAUUGGUUAUAUUCAACUUCAGUGAACCAGUGUUGCCUGCCAAACAGGAAACAAGAGCAUCCAAUAGGCUUUAUCGUAGAAGGGAUACAGACUGUACCAUGUUAAGUAUGGAAAAGGGUUUUCAUUGUCCUUUUAAAGUACCCUAAACAACCUAUAUUGUUAAUACAUUUUGUCAGGACAGUUCAAAUAUUGAUUUGAAGUUAUUUUUAUUGUUCUUACAUGUUUAAAAGCAAGAAGUAGAGGCUCCUCAAGGGAGAGAUGUUGGAGUUGUAAAUUGGUUCUGUUCUAGCCUUUGGUAUAUUUUAUGUUGACGGAUUUCCUUAUGUUUUUCUAAGUUCUUUUUUUUACUUUUGUAUAUAGCUUUUUUGACUUCCUCACCAAAACCAACCUGAACUGUUCUCCCUCUGCCACUAUGCCAAUUUAUUUAUUUAGAUUCAUCCCACAUAAAGCACACAAUAUCCCUUUGAUGAACAAGUAUUGAUACUAGUGUGACAUGAGUGUUAUUCAUAUCUUUAGUUGACUUACAUCACUAAUGGAGUUUGUCCAAGUUGUAUUGUGGUUUCUGGGUGUCUGCCCUGUCUUUGUGGUCUGUUAGUGAAGGAUAAUCUGCAACAAGCUGUGCAGUUCUCAAAAAGUUACAGGAUUAGAAUCAGGUCUUUUAAUCUGCCAUAAUUACUGGUGAAGAAAAACAGUCUCAACUGAAGGGCACUACAGCCCUUUGACUUGUGACUUGGGAUGUAGCCUUUUGGCUUGGAAUGAAUUGUCAUCCUCCCUAAGGCCAAAGAUUAAACAUUAUGUGAUGAAAUAGUGCCAUCCAAUCAACUCUUAAUUUCCUGCCAACUGAUGCACACAUAAUCAGUAAGAGAGCAGCCUAUCAGGUUGCUUGAACAGGAGAGAAAAUAUGUCAUUGCAGAUCAGCAGGCAGACAAUGUGUGUUUAAGACUCAAAACACAAAAUUCAAGACUUGACAUGACUUGUUGGUUUUGACUUAACUCAGUAUAUUUACUGCAUGCCUCUGUGUAAAUGUAGCUUUAAGCUGCAGUAGGUAACUUUUAUGAAAAUCACUAGCUGAAACUUUCACUAUAUCCUGACAGGCAGUAUCUGAGACAAAUAAUCUGUGAAAAAAUCAGGUUCCUCUGGCUCCUCCUAUUGCUCCUAUUAGCAUUUGCAGGAAUCCACCAGGCCUGACUAAAAACAACCAGUCAGAGCCGAGAAAGACAGAAAGAUGCUUUGGGUUGAAGACUUGAAGACAGAUGAUUGUUGAGUCUCAUUUCAAGCGUCAGUUUUUUGACAACCUGGGAAUUAAACUCAACUAUCUAUAUUCUUGCCUCUGAUUGGUUGUUUUAAUUUAGGUACGGUGAAUUCUUGGAAAUGCGGUCCGGAGCACUAGGAGGAGGAACCUGAUUUUUUUCACAGAUUUUCUGUAUCAUGUACUACUGUCAGGAUAUGGUGAAAGUUGAUACACAGGACAGUUUUCUGGGCAGCAAGUAGGCCGUUUCUGGUAGAAGGUUUUGUGUCGCCGUUGUCAAAUCUUAAUUUAGACCAAGUGUAGCUGAACUGCAUCUGUCCACACUAAUAGCAUCCUAAUGGUAAAUAGACUCAGCCAACAUGUUGGAUUUCACUUGUAAUUCCCAGGCCAAGUAGUAUUUCUGAAUCAUUGUCUGUGGUGCAUCCUCAGGUUUUAUUUUGAACUUUCAAUUCCACUCAGUUCCCAAAGCCUAGAUUUAAAGUUUCUAAAUUUCUCAUUUUUUGGCACCUGUCUGCAAAUUCAGCUCAUCUAAAGCAUUCCGUUCUUUAAAAAAAUUAAGCAGCUCAGUAUACUUUUGACCAAUAGUUGUUAACAGGUAUGAAAUGUUUGGCUGGAAGUCACAAGAACAAAGCAGAGAUACUUGUUUGCCCUUUGUGACCCUGAUUGGAUGUGUCUCUUUUCUGUAGUCUCUUUUUAAAGACUCCUGGCCAAACUGUGCUACUUAAUCAGUUGUCUUUUAAUUUGUUAAUGGCCAAAAUAUUAUCAGUAGGUAAUUAUUAGUGUUGUAAUGUUGCUAUGAUUCUUAAUAUGUGACUGAAAAGCACCAGAAGAUCAGAGAUUUAGUUUGACUGAAGCUGAAAGAAAAAAAAUCUUUAUCUGUUUACCUGUUGUAACUCCCAGUCAUGCCAAUACCACGGUAAUUGGCAUGCUAUAAGUGUAUAUAUGGGUGUGUGUAAGUGUGUUUGAGUGUAAGUGCUAACUCAGCUGGACCCAGCACAGACAAAAUAUGUCUGUUGGGGUUUAAAUAUAUAGUUGAAAAUUUAAAACUAGGGCUCCUGUCAGUUGAGAUUUGUCUGUGUGUGGUGUGUGUGUGUGUGUGUGUGUGUGUGUGUUUAUUAUUGUUGUCAGGUGAAAACAUGGUAACUUCAGUUUUGGUUAUUUUUCAUGACCUUUAUUUAAUGAGAAAAAUGAUCUCUUUAGAUUGACAAAGCUGUACAACCAUUCUCUGAAAAGGCAUUCAAAACCUCUUAACAAAAAAACAAAAAUAAGAUCCAAUACAGUUUUUCUUAGGUCAUGAAAUCUUCCUUUGACAACAGUAAUAUGUAUGUUAGUGUAUGUGUGCGCGCGUAUGGGUGCAUGCUCGUGCCUUAUUUGUUUUCCCUAAGUGAUCAUGUGAUUAGCCAUCAAAGUGCCAGUGUGCCCGUUCUGCCAUAGAUUAAAAAUGACGUGAGGUGCGUUCAACAAAGCUUUGGCGUUUGUAUGUUAAGAAACAGAAAAUGUCUUGAACAGAAAACACAAAGCAGAGAACAGAGCUCCUGUCCAAACUGGGCUUGUUGAACACAGCUCAGCUGUAAUGGAUGAUCACAGGCUUGAGAAAUGUAACCUCAUAAAUCCAUAAUUAGCCUGCCGAAGAGGAUUAAAGCUUAAUUAAAACAUUAGUUCUGUAAUUAAUUUUAAUAAACUGAGAUUAAAUAAAAUCUCAAAGAUUAAAAUCUGAAUUCUGAAAUUAAGUACAAAAGAUUUAAAUGAGUAUUAAAGUCAGAAUAUCUACUUUGAGCCUUGACUUUUUAAAAUCACACAUCUCUCAGGAUUCUCAAAUCAAUGCAUUAUAAUUUACCGAUGAGAAAACUCCAUGACUAAUAACUAAUAUUUGUGUUUGGUUUUUAUUUUAAGGUUACAUUUGUUCAGAAUUUCUCUAAUAUCGAGUCAACCAAAUAAUCAUUUAUAAUUUACAAAUGUGUUCAGAUUAUUACCAUCCUACGAUCAGUUGUUGUUUCAGAUAUAUAAAAAUGUUGCACAACCAAAUUCUCUCUCCACUUUAUAAUAUGACUAGAUGUCAGCCAUUUAUUUCACUGUAUGUUUAAUUUUCACAGUAAUUUCGACCAAGUACAAUUUAUUUAAUUUCUGUAACACUGUUUCUCCUCAACUCUGCUGAUCAAUUACAGCCCUGUCUAAUCUAUGGAUAUGUGUACUGUAACUGUGGUGACAGUGAACAAUAUUUCUCUGUGGGAGAAAUUAUUUGGUUUUUCAUGCUGAUUUAUUGAUACUCAGUGAUCUUAUUUUCUUAACUCUUCUUUUUCAUCCUUUACUUUUGAUAUGUUGUGGAUCUUAGUCUUAUAUAUGUAUAUGAUAUAAUGGUGAUAUACUGUAAUAUCAAUGUGUGCAAAAAAUAAACAAAUAGUGAAUGAA
Molecule: messenger RNA, 8023 nt
Organism: Dicentrarchus labrax (European seabass)
Lineage: Eukaryota; Metazoa; Chordata; Actinopteri; Moronidae
Gene: arhgap1
Product: Rho GTPase activating protein 1
Exons: 13
Coding region: 236-1528 (430 amino acids)
Biological process (GO): negative regulation of endocytic recycling; small GTPase-mediated signal transduction
Cellular component (GO): cytoplasm
Molecular function (GO): GTPase activator activity
Source: RefSeq, a predicted model, not a curated record